Messenger RNA from Closterium sp. NIES-65, 459 nucleotides. NCBI's taxonomy places the organism in Eukaryota, Viridiplantae, Streptophyta, Zygnematophyceae, Desmidiales, Closteriaceae. The record is from the annotation of a GenBank genome assembly.
AUGCUUGUUAGCGUCGCUUCAGUGCGUCGCCUGGGUCCGUUAGGCAGGCGGGGGAAGCCUCAGGAUGGCGCGUUUCUGGAAAGCCUCAGGAUCGCGUUUGCACACGAUGGUCCCCGCGCUCCCCGCGCACAAGCUCACGCGCAACCUGAUGUCGCGCAAGCAGAAGGGCGCCACGCGCAUCUACGGCGGCGCCAUCUGCGGGAAAUCCGUGCGCGAGAGGUGAGGCGCGGGGAGCAUGGUGGGGAAGAGGGAGCGAAGGGGGGAAGGGGAGGGAAGGGCAGGGAAAGGAGGGAAAUGGUGGGGAAGGGAGAGAAGGGGGGAAGGGGAGGGAAGGGGAGGGGAAGGAGGGAAAUGAAAGGGGAGGGAAGGAGGGAAGGAGGGGAAGUGGAGGGAAGGGGAGGGGAAGGGGGGAAGGGGAGGGAAGGGGAGGGGAAGGAGGGGAAGGGUCGCACGGGGUAA